Rhinopithecus roxellana (golden snub-nosed monkey) is the source of this 239-nucleotide messenger RNA. RefSeq names its product 40S ribosomal protein S27-like. The record is from RefSeq and is a predicted model, not a curated record. The transcript has a single exon. Gene Ontology annotation, biological process: translation; ribosomal small subunit assembly. NCBI's taxonomy places the organism in Eukaryota, Metazoa, Chordata, Mammalia, Primates, Cercopithecidae. Gene Ontology annotation, cellular component: ribosome; cytosolic small ribosomal subunit. Bases 19 to 177 code for a protein of 52 amino acids. Gene Ontology annotation, molecular function: structural constituent of ribosome; RNA binding.
AGCCCCAAUUCCUACUUCAUGGAUGUGAAAUGCCCAGGAUGCUAUAAAAUCACCACGUUCUUUAGCCAUGCACAAACGGUAGUUUUGUGUGUUGGCUGCUCCACUGUCCUCUGCCAGCCUACAGGAGGAAAAGCAAGGCUUACAGAAGGAUGUUCCUUUAGGAGGAAGCAGCACUAAAGGCACUCUGAAUCAAGAUGAGUGGGAAACCAUCUCAAUAAACACAUUUUGGAUAAAAAAAA